AAUGACUCCAAUUGACCCCCCCUUCACUUUUCCCUACCAAGCAAUCCCUCCCUCACAUAACAGAUAAGCGUUACUACCCUUGCUCCUCCCAUUUCAGCACAUGUGCAGUUAGCUCCUGCCCACAAUAAACAUGGUGUCAGCAACCUCGCCCUCUUGCGUCCUGGCGCCCCGGUACGGUCCCAUCAUAUCUCAGCACCUCUCCGGUCCCAGAAACCAUAGAUGAUAUUAUGAAGUUAUUUUCAACAACACAGCAGUAUUUGCCCCCAUGCAGUCUGCAUGCUUACUACACAUACUUAUGCGGCUUAGGCCUAGAAGCUCCGCCCCUCCUCCCUCUGUCAGAUGCGAGAACGGGGUCUCCACCCUGGCUCCGCCCACUGCUCCUCACGUGUUGCCGGUUGUCAGUCGGUGUGUGUUCGGAGUGAGUGCCUAUUAGCCGCAGCCAUGCUGCUUUCCGCUGUGCUCUAUACGUAUGCCCUGCGUUAUAUGGUGCCCACAGCUGUCAUGCUCGGCACGGCUCCCACCUACCUACUGGCCUGGAGCUGCUGGAGGGCCCUGAGCACUGUUCUACCCGAGCGAAUCUACCGGAGUGGCGAUGACAGACUGUACACCCUGUACCAGAGCAUGGUGCUCUUCUUCUUCCAGCAUUACACCGGGGUGGAGAUAAUCAUCUAUGGGGAUUUGCCAAAGAAGGAAAAUAUCUUAUACAUCUCCAAUCACCAGUGUACAGUUGAUUGGAUUGUUGCGGAUAUGUUGGCUGUUCAGCAGUAUGCCUUGGGUCAUGUACGGUAUGUUCUCAAGGAUGGCUUGAAAUAUCUUCCUCUAUAUGGAUUUUAUUUUUCACAGCAUGGUGGGAUAUAUGUCAAAAGAAGCGCCAAAUUCAAUGAAAUGAAGAUGAGAAACAAAUUGGCGUCUCAAGUUAAAGCAAAUACUAAGAUGUAUCUUGUCAUAUUUCCAGAAGGAACUCGUUAUAAUCCCAACAUCCCAAAGGUUAUUGCAGACAGUCAAACGUUUGCUGAGAAAGAAGGGCUUCCAGUAUUAAAGCAUGUGCUGACACCGCGUGUAAAGGCAACUCAUGUUGCAAUUGAUGUAAUGCAGGAUUACCUUGAUGCAGUUUAUGACGUAACCUUGGCUUAUGAAGGGACUGUCGGCAAAGGUGGACAAAGAAAAGAAGCUCCCUCUAUGACGGAAUUUUUGUGUAAGGAAUGUCCAAAAAUUCAUAUCCUUCUGGAAAGAAUUAGUAUAAAGGACAUUCCAAAAGAACAGAUAUUUAUGAGAAGAUGGUUGCAUGAACGCUUUGAAGUGAAAGAUAAGGUUUUGACAGAGUUCUAUGAAUCCACAGACCCUGCAAAAAACAAUACAUUUCCUGGGGUAGCUCAUAAUGCUAAACUGGAUUUAAGGAGGACUGUGCCAUCGUUAUUGAUUUUAACUGGAGUGACUGCCGGUAUGCUUUGCACAGAAACGGGAAGAAAAGUUUAUCUGAACACAUGGAUUUAUGGGACCCUUAUUGGGAUUCUGUGGGUCAGCAUCAAAGCCUAAGCAAACUGUUUACCUCUGAUCUGCUGCAUAUUAUACCAAAACUUUAUUUUGUCAUACAUUUAGUACCUCUGCAUAUACAGCCUUUGUCUUUUUUUAAUAAAAACAGGAUGCAAAUCUGCUAUACAAGUUA
Molecule: messenger RNA, 1666 nt
Organism: Xenopus laevis (African clawed frog)
Lineage: Eukaryota; Metazoa; Chordata; Amphibia; Anura; Pipidae
Gene: agpat5.L
Product: 1-acylglycerol-3-phosphate O-acyltransferase 5 L homeolog
Exons: 8
Coding region: 340-1536 (398 amino acids)
Biological process (GO): phosphatidylinositol acyl-chain remodeling
Cellular component (GO): endoplasmic reticulum; mitochondrion; endomembrane system
Molecular function (GO): acyltransferase activity
Source: RefSeq, a predicted model, not a curated record